Drosophila kikkawai is the source of this 2492-nucleotide messenger RNA. The record is from RefSeq and is a predicted model, not a curated record. NCBI's taxonomy places the organism in Eukaryota, Metazoa, Arthropoda, Insecta, Diptera, Drosophilidae.
CUCUGGUACCACUGGGACCCAAUAUCAGCUGGUAGACUUUUUGCCAUCGUGAGCAAACUUUUGACGCCAACAUAAAAUAAAACACAAAUUGUAAGCUUUCUUUCGCAAUGGUUGUAGCCAGCGAACAGGUGCCACAGACUGACGGUCAGAGCGCAAAGACCAAGCAAAAGAAGCAAAGGCAACGCAAUCGACCUCGCAACAAACGAAAUCGCCACGAAGAUAGCAAUCUAAACAACACACCGGAAACCGAGAGCUCAGCCACCGAUUCUGCAAGUGCAAUGCCGGGCGAUAAGAGUGAAAAAACGGAUGCGGUGGCCACGGAGAAGACGCGGGAGCAGGUAAUGGCCGAGAGGGAGGCCAAGAAGCUAGCCAAACAGGCCAAGAAACAGAAGAAUCCCAGUGCAGCCACUGCAGCCGGUGUGGCCACUCCAGCAACCACAAUUAUCACGGAAGUGGAGCAGACCACCAUAACCACCAAGCUGACGACGACCACCACAACCAAGGCCAAGGAGAAGCUGGAACUGUUGGAAAAGAAAGCGGAUACGGCGGUUACAAAGACAUCCCCUGCGCCUGUGGAGAACGGCAAGGAAGAAAAGUCUCGAGAACAGAUCAAGGCUGAACGGGAGGCCAAGAAGGCGGCCAAAAAGGCAGGCAAAAGCACGGUAGAUAAAGUUGAGGCCGCCACCCAGCAGUUGUCCAACUUAAAGGUGACAGAAAACGUUCAAACACCAGCAGCAGCCAAGGCACAACCUCCCAGCUCCCUCGAAGCAAAUCAGAAAAAACCAACUCUUAGCAAGGCCGAAAGACGUGCCAUCCAAGAAGCCCAGCGUGCAGCCAAGGCUCAGGGACAGGCAGCCAAGAAACCGCAGCCUGGAGGCAAGGCUUCUACUGCUGCCCCACCCAGCAAGGAGCUUAAAAGGGAGAGCGUGUCUCCCGCCAAAGCAGCCACCAGCAGUUCCCCCAGCAAAGGUUCAACAUCGGGUACUCCGCAGAGUGAGUGCCGGGUGAGGCUGUUCAAUCACCUGGUUUGCGCCAAGGGAGACAGCCUGUUCAUUAACGAUCCCCUCGUCCACCCGAGCAUAGCUCGUUUGGGUGUGCAAUAUGCCAAACGGACGGUUGUGGGUUCCAAUGCCCGGUGCAUUGCCUUCCUUCAUGCGCUGCGGCAAGUGGUCCAUGACUUUGAGACGCCGCCGAAGAAGGAGUUUGGACGCAGCUUGGAUGCGGCUGUAAAGCAUCAUGUAGAUCACCUGCACAAGUGCCGACCGCUGGCGGUUUCCGUCUCCAAUGCCUACAAGCAGUUUAAGAACCAGCUCACCCAACUGCCAGCGGAUACGCCAGAAACGGAGUUAAAGGAGCUCCUGGACCACUUCAUCGACACUUACAUAGAGAAUCAGAUUGGCAAGGCAGCCCAAGCAAUAAGCGGCUUCCUCCAGGAGAAGAUCACCGAUGGCGAUGUCCUGCUCACCUUUGCCUGCUCCUCACUCAUCCAGUUUAUCUGCGAGGAGGCCAAGCGGCGGCAGGUCUCCUUUCGGGUGAUUGUCGUCGAUUCCCGUCCCGGCUGCGAGGGCCAGGAGAUGCUGCGCCGCCUGCAUGCCUAUGGUAUACCCUGCACCUAUGUCCUCAUCAAUGCCGUGGGUUAUGUCAUGCCGGAGGCCACUAAGGUUUUAUUGGGUGCCCAUGCCUUGCUGGCCAAUGGCUAUGUAAUGGCAAGGACGGGUACGGCUCAGGUGGCUCUGGUGGCCAAUGCCAAUAAUGUCCCAGUGCUGGUCUGCUGCGAGACGCACAAGUUCAGUGAGCGCUUCCAAACGGACGCCAUUGUGUACAACGAGCUGAGCGAUCCCAACCAGCUGGUGCGCGGCGACAAGUGUCAGCUGAACAACUGGGCGGCGAAGGGUAAGCUGAUGCCGCUGAACCUCAACUAUGAUAUAACGCCACCGGAACUGGUGAAUGCCGUGGUCACCGAGGUGGCCAUCCUGCCCUGCACCAGUGUUCCUGUCAUCCUGCGCAUCAAGCCGGACAUUGGCUACUAAGGGCAGGUCGGAGAAUUUGUUGAAUAAAUAAUUUUUAUUACACUUUUUGAUCAAAUCGAUAAACAAGGUUGCGUCUCGCCGGUUAAUGCUAGUGGAAUAUAUAUGUAUUAGUUAGUUCCGUGCCGCCCAGUGUCUGUACAUCUUGGCUCCGGAAUAUCUUUGGGAAAGUAUCUCCACCUAGAGAACUGUUUCCUCUUUCGUACAUGUAUUUUACAUUCAUAAUUUGCACUCGAUUGUACUUAUUUUCCAGCUUAGGGAUGUGUGCUUUCGGGUAGUAGCUCUAAAUUCUAACAACAAAAUACAGUUUUGUGCCCGACUUACAUAGACUAGGAUCAUUCCUGGGAAGCGGAUCUACUCGGGAGGGGGGAAUGGGUGUAUCCAUUUGCAACAACUUUGAAUGAGAGCUUCUAUAAGCAGCUACUGGCUACAAAUGCAACAAUAAAUACAUACAAUACAAUUUAA